AUGGCUUCGUCAUGAACUCCACACACUAAUCAGUCCUGCAGCAUACCAUUUAGUGUGUCCCCGAAGUUGCAGUGUUCUGUCAAGUGCUUCAGCUUCACUACAUAGGUUGCGAUGGACUCUCCCGGGCCCCUAACUCUGGAAUUAAACUUAAACCUCUGCAUUAUUACGGAUAGCUUUGACUGGAAAUGCGUUUUCACGAGGUCCACUAGUUCAUUAAAGGACUUCGAGCUCUCAGGCUGGGGAUGAGAUUGUAUGUCUUGCUACCACAUACAGUCAAAAUGAUUGCUUUCUGCUUUUCCUCUGCGGUAAUUUUGUUCGCUAUGAAAUAAAAUCCAAGGCACUCUACAUACUGGCUCCAGUCUUCCUAAGUCGCAUCUUAAGGAGCGAUUCUGCCAAAGAGUGGCAUGACUGCCGAGAUGCCCAGGCAAUUCCCAAAGAUAGCACAGACAGAGGAAGAUGAGCAAGUUCGAAUUAUAGCGGAGAAGGUGUUUGCUUCUGCUCUGCGUGAAGAGGACACCAAGGAUGCCCUGUCUCUGUUUGAUGUUGCCGAAGAUUGCCCAAUUGUUAAAAAGGAGGCCAAAGAGAGGGAGCUACAGAAGGAGAUUGCUGAGCAGCAAUCAGAGACCACAGCGAAGAGGAAGAAGAGCCUGAGGUUGAUACGAUCCCAUUCGUUGUCCUUGCAGAUCCCAGCUUCCGAUGUGACUUUCUCAGUGGAUUCCCCAUCCUUGACCCCGCAGACACCCGUUCAAAGUAUUCCUUUGUUUGGAAUACAACUGCCCUAUGACGUGCCUGAGUUUCAGCGAGUGACCAUUACUGGAGACUACUGCGCAGGGAUCACCGUGGAGGACUAUGAGCAUGCUUCUAGAGGACUAGUAAAAGCCUUGUUCAUUCGUAGGAAGUACAUGCGUCUUGCCUACCAGCUAUUCCCCAGAACAACAGGACAGUACCUACAAUCAAUCGAAAAUGAUCAGUGGCUAGAGGAAGAUGAAGUUCUACCAGAUUCCCAUCCACCUCCCAGAGAUGGCGAGGAUCCGUAUGACCUCAGUGAUGCUCCAGACAAUCUGGAAUAUUUGAUGAGGAUGAAGGAAGGAAUCAUCUUUGUUUAUGAAAAUAAGGAGAUGCUGGAACUGGAUGAACCCAAAAGUCUUCCUUACCCGGAUAUGCAGACCUUCACAUUGGACCUCAACCAUGUCCUCGCACUGAUUGCUGAUGGACCCACGAAGACUUAUUGCCAUCGGAGGCUAAACUUCUUGGGAUCAAAGUUCUAUUUGCACGAGAUGUUAAACGAAAUGGCAGAACUCCGGGAGCUGAAGGGUGUACCCCAUCGGGAUUUCUACAAUGUCAGGAAGGUGGACACCCACAUCCACGCUGCUGCCUGCAUGAGUCAGAAACAUUUGCUGAGAUUUAUUCAGCAGACCAACAAGAAUGAAGCUGACCGAAUUGUACUGGAGAAGAAAGGACGCAAAUUGACCCUGAGAGAGGUGUUUGCAGAUCUCAACAUGGACCCUUACGAUCUCACUGUCGAUUCACUGGAUGUGCACGCAGGCCGCCAGACAUUUCAUCGAUUUGAUAAAUUCAACGCCAAAUACAAUCCAGUCGGUGCCAGUGAAUUGAGGGAUCUUUACCUGAAGACAGACAACUACAUGCAAGGGGAGUAUUUUGCUCGAAUCAUCAAGGAAGUCUCUCACGAUCUAGAGGAAAGCAAAUACCAGUACUCAGAACCACGACUAUCAAUCUAUGGUGGGUCACCGAGUGAGUGGGUCAAUCUGGCCAGGUGGUUUAUUAAACAACGAGUCUACUCACCAAACGUCCGCUGGGUUAUUCAAGUUCCUCGUAUUUAUGAUAUAUUUCGAACAAAAAAAAUCUUGCCUAGUUUUGGAAAAAUGCUGGAGAAUAUUUUCCUGCCUCUCUUUGAAGCAACAAUCAAUCCCAAAGAAAACCGCGAACUUCACCUCUUCUUAAAAUAUGUGACGGGAUUUGACAGUGUGGAUGAUGAGUCCAAGCACAGUGCUCACAUGUUCUCAAUAAAGAGCCCAAUCCCUGGGCAGUGGACGAGGGAGCAGAACCCACCGUACAGCUACUACCUCUACUACAUGUAUGCAAACAUUAUGGUGCUCAACAAUCUGAGGAAGGAACGAGGUUUGAGCACAUUCCAGUUCCGACCUCACUGUGGGGAGGCUGGUUCAAUCACUCACUUGGUAUCAGCCUUUCUAACAGCGGACAAUAUUUCACAUGGACUGAAUCUUAAGAAGAGCCCAGUGCUUCAGUAUCUAUACUACCUCGCUCAGGUGCCCAUUGCCAUGUCUCCACUGAGCAAUAACAGCCUCUUUCUGGAAUAUUCUAAAAACCCACUGCGUGAGUUCCUGCACAAAGGCCUCAAGAUCUCUCUCUCCACUGACGACCCCAUGCAGUUCCAUUACACCAAGGAAGCACUAAUGGAGGAAUAUGCAAUAGCUGCCCAAGUGUGGAAACUUAGUACCUGCGACCUGUGUGAGAUAGCGAGGAACAGUGUGCUUCAAAGCGGAUUGUCGCAUGAGGAGAAGCAACACUACUUGGGGGUAAACUACUUGAAGGAGGGGCCUGAGGGGAACGAUAUCCGGAAGACUAAUGUGGCUCAGAUCAGGAUGGCUUUUCGGUAUGAGACACUGUGCAACGAGCUUUCCUUCCUGGUGGAUGCGGUGAAGUCAACAGAGUUAAGCCUGUCGAUAAAUUAGCAGCAGGCUUGUAUAUUUGCAGGGACAACAAAGGGGAUCAGCCACGGACCGUGCGAGCCCAAUAUACUACACCUAAAUGCACUUAGAUACCAGGCUAGUUCAUAACCAGAAAAGCACAGCUACUAUUGAGAUUAAAUCCUUACCAGCCAAUAUGAGAUUUUUGCAUGCAUUUUGCCAUAUUAUUAACGCUGUUUGCCUGAUGCUUAAUUCUAUUUUAACAAAAUAGAUUUUUUAAAAGAAGAAUUAAAUAAUCUUAGUGCAGAUACUACUGUGAAUAUAUAUGUAUAUUAUAGCAUUAGUGUAUAAAGUGUACAGUACACUAUUUCAAUUUAACCAAGCUUCUAUUUGUAUAGUCAACUAGGUCUAAGAUAUUAAUCCAGCCAGGGCAUGUUCCUCUGGUCCUCAGUUACCUAGCACUAGCACCAUUGGCGUUAAGUUCUUGAAUGUUUAUUUUUUUUAAAAAACUGCUUCACUGAUUUGUCUAUUCUAUGGACAUUGUACCUUCUUUGCUGUAGAUGUAACUCGCUGAGGAGUGAAAUUUUAUUGAGUAAAACCAUUAAAUGGAAGAGUGGAGGUUCAAACCUAGAUUCUGUCAUGUAAAGUGGCUUUUGUUUGACAAUAAAUGUAUUUGUUCAAAUGAA
Carcharodon carcharias (great white shark) is the source of this 3355-nucleotide messenger RNA. RefSeq names its product AMP deaminase 3-like. Lineage: Eukaryota; Metazoa; Chordata; Chondrichthyes; Lamniformes; Lamnidae. Gene Ontology annotation, molecular function: AMP deaminase activity. The record is from RefSeq and is a predicted model, not a curated record. The transcript is spliced from 15 exons. Gene Ontology annotation, cellular component: cytosol. Gene Ontology annotation, biological process: IMP salvage; AMP metabolic process. The coding region runs from base 405 to 2714 and encodes 769 amino acids.